Messenger RNA from Colletotrichum costaricense, 270 nucleotides. RefSeq lists its product as uncharacterized. The transcript has a single exon. Bases 1 to 270 code for a protein of 89 amino acids. The record is from RefSeq and is a predicted model, not a curated record. Lineage: Eukaryota; Fungi; Ascomycota; Sordariomycetes; Glomerellales; Glomerellaceae.
AUGACAGAAUGCGAGCGGAAUGGAAAGUUCGAUGAUCGACCGCUAAAGGUCUGGCACUUUGUCACCGAGCUUUUUGCUGAAUCCUUCUGGCGUGGACUUUUGCCGCUUGGCCGCCGUACGGGUCAAGUUCCAGUCAACAAGAAUAUGGCUAGCAUGGGUCAUGCAGGGUACUUCUGCCUUGAGUUGGGCUUGAUUGGCCGCCUCACCGAGGCCGCAGUCCGAGAACACUAUAUUUCAGAGAUGGUCGCUUGCGUGGCAGGUCAUGACUAG